UCAAGCCCAGCUGUGUCUGCAUGCAGCAUCGGCCACAUAACCACGCCGGGAGAGUAGUGCACUCGACCCAUCUACUAUCGCAGACGUGUUUAACUGUAGAAUAUGUCUACCUCACGGACAGUCAUAUGUUUGCUGAGAAAUGACUUGCGUCUUCACGACAAUGAGGUGUUUCACUGGGCCCAGAGGAAUGCUGAACACAUUGUACCCCUGUGUUAUCCAGCUGGUUUCACUGGGGGCCAACUCUACUCUACCGGCCCCUUCCGCCUGCGCUUCCUACUGGACAGCAUCCAGGACCUCAGGACCAGUUUGAUACAGAGAGGCAGCACCCUGGUGGUGAGACGGGGCAGGCCACAGGAGGUGGUUGGUGACCUCAUUAAGCAGCUAGGUUCUGUUAGCGCUGUGGCCUUCCAUGAAGAGGUGGUGCCAGAGGACCAGCAGGUGGAGAGAGGAGUGAGGGAUAUUUGUUCUCAGAUGAAGGUUAAAGUUCACACCUGCUGGGGGUCGACACUAUACCACCGAGACGACCUCCCUUUCAACCACCUAUCCAGGCUGCCUGACGUAUACACCCAGUUCAGGAAGGCAGUGGAAACCCAGGGCAGGGUGAGGCCGGUCUUGCCCACCCUAGACCAGCUGAAGCCUCUCCCCCCUGGGUCAGGUCUGGAUGAAGGCCUCAUCCCCUCCCCAGAAGACCUGGAGCAGACAGAUACUGUGAGGGACCCUCGCUCUGCCUUCCCCUGCAGCGGGGGAGAGACUCAGGCCCUGGCCAGACUACAGCACUACUUCUGGGACACGGUGAGUACAUUUUAGUAAUGUAUCCAGAACAACUUACAGUUAGCGCAUUCAUCUUCAGAUGGCGAGGUGAGACGGCCACUUCUCUGUCACAGCAAGGAGGACACUUUCCUCAAUAAAGCUGCUACGUUCUCAUAAUGUAGGUUAGGGUCCAGUAGUAUUCUGUUGUAAUGUAGGUUAGGGUCCGGUAUUGUUCUGUUGUAAUGUAGGUUAGGGUCCGGUAUUGUUCUGUUAUAAUGUAGGUUAGGGUCCGGUAUUGUUCUGUUGUUGUAAUGUCGGUUAGGGUCCGGUAUUUUUCUGUUGUAAUGUAGGUUAGGGUCCGGUAUUGUUCUGUUAUAAUGUAGGUUAGGGUCCGGUAUUGUUCUGUUAUAAUGUCGGUUAGGGUCCGGUAGUGUUCUGUUAUAAUGUAGGUUAGGGUCCGGUAUUGAUCUGUUGUAAUGUAGGUUAGGGUCCGGUAGUGUUCUGUUAUAAUGUC
Oncorhynchus masou masou (cherry salmon) is the source of this 1264-nucleotide messenger RNA. It is a transcript of the gene cry-dash, whose product is annotated as cryptochrome DASH. Gene Ontology annotation, molecular function: FAD binding; deoxyribodipyrimidine photo-lyase activity; damaged DNA binding. The record is from RefSeq and is a predicted model, not a curated record. Lineage: Eukaryota; Metazoa; Chordata; Actinopteri; Salmoniformes; Salmonidae. Gene Ontology annotation, biological process: photoreactive repair.